CUAGGAAACCAGACGCUGCUGCCACCACCCGCCUGCGGGAGCCGCUGGCCUCCGGGGCCACCUCCACCCGGCCCCACCGACCCUCCUGGGGCCAGGCACGCCAAGUGUGAGCAGCCUCAUGCUGGCCGGCGGCUGCGUGUGGGACAUGGCCCAGUCCUCCUCCACUGCCCCUGAUGAGGAGUCCACCUUUGAACAUCUUUGGAGCUCACUAGAGCCAGACAGCACCUACUUCGACCUCUCUCAGUCCAGCCAGGGGAACACGGAAGCAGUGGGCAGUGCGGAGGCCAGCAUGGACGUCUUCCACCUGCAGGACAUGUCCACUCCUGUCAUGGCCCAGUUCAAUUUGCUCAGCAGCACUAUGGAGCAGAUGAGCAGCCGCGCAGCCCCGGCCAGCCCCUACACCCCGGAGCACGCCGCCAGCGUGCCCACCCACUCGCCCUACGCCCAGCCCAGCUCCACCUUUGACACCAUGUCGCCCGCACCCGUCAUCCCCUCCAACACCGACUACCCCGGCCCCCACCACUUCGAGGUCACCUUCCAGCAGUCCAGCACAGCCAAGUCCGCCACCUGGACGUACUCCCCAAUGCUGAAGAAGCUUUACUGCCAAAUCGCCAAGACGUGCCCCAUCCAGAUCAAGGUGUCCACGCCGCCCCCCCCUGGCACCGCCAUCCGGGCCAUGCCCGUCUACAAGAAGGCAGAACACGUGACCGAUGUCGUGAAGCGCUGCCCCAACCAUGAGCUCGGGAGGGACUUCAACGAAGGACAGUCUGCCCCGGCCAGCCACCUCAUCCGCGUGGAGGGCAACAACCUCUCGCAGUAUGUGGACGACCCUGUCACCGGCAGGCAGAGCGUCGUGGUGCCCUACGAGCCCCCACAGGUGGGGACAGAAUUCACCACCAUCCUGUACAACUUCAUGUGUAACAGCAGCUGUGUGGGGGGCAUGAACCGGCGGCCCAUCCUCAUCAUCAUCACUCUGGAGACCCGGGACGGGCAGGUGCUAGGCCGCAGGUCCUUCGAGGGUCGCAUCUGCGCCUGUCCUGGGCGUGACCGCAAGGCCGACGAGGACCACUACCGUGAGCAGCAGGCUCUGAACGAGAACGCCACAAAGAACGGGGCUGCCAGCAAGCGUGCUUUCAAGCAGAGCCCCCCUGCCAUCCCCGCCCUGGGCGCCAACAUGAAGAAGAGACGGCACGGGGACGAGGACAUGUACUACAUGCACGUGAGGGGCCGGGAGAACUUUGAGAUCCUGAUGAAGGUCAAAGAGAGCCUGGAGCUCAUGGAGCUUGUGCCGCAGCCCCUCAUCGACUCCUACCGGCAGCAGCAGCAGCAGCAGCUUCUACAGCGGCCGAGCCACCUGCAGCCGCCGUCCUACGGGCCCGUCCUCGCCCCCAUGAGCAAAGUGCACGGCAGUGUCAACAAGCUGCCCCCCGUCAACCAGCUGGUGGGCCAGGCUCCCCCGCACACCUCGGCCGCCGGGCCCAGCCUGGGGCCCAUGGCCCCGGCGAUGCUCAGCAGCCACAGCCAUGCCAUGCCCACCAAUGGUGAGCUGAACGGCGGCCACAGCUCCCAGACCAUGGUCUCGGGGUCCCACUGCACCCCGCCACCCCCCUACCAUGCCGACCCCAGCCUCGUCAGUUUUUUGACAGGACUGGGCUGCCCCAACUGCAUCGAGUACUUUACCUCCCAAGGGUUACAGAACAUGUACCACCUGCAGAACCUAACCAUAGAGGACCUCGGGGCCCUGAAGAUCCCGGACCAGUACCGCAUGACCAUCUGGAGGGGCCUGCAGGACCUGAAGCAGGGCCACGACUGCGGCCAGCAGCUUCUGCGGUCCAGCAGCAACGCCGCCACCAUCUCCAUUGGCGGCUCAGGCGAGCUGCAGCGGCAGCGGGUCAUGGAGGCCGUGCACUUCCGCGUGCGUCACACCAUCACCAUCCCCAACCGCAGCGGCCCGGGGGGCGGGGCGGCCGGCACGGACGAGUGGGCCGACUUCGGCUUCGACCUGCCCGACUGCAAGUCCCGCAAGCAGCCCAUCAAGGAGGAGUUCCCGGAGAGCGAGGGGCACUGAGGGCAGUGCCCUCGCGCCUUCCUUGCCGCAGGACAGACAGGACACUGGGCGGUGCCCAGGGACACGGCAGAGUCCACCUGCCCAGCACCGCUUCUGAGGGACAUCGCUGGCCUCGGGCGGUGCCGAGGCCCGGAGGCCACCUGCCGACAGCCUGGACGCCUGUAGAAAACUCCUGAGCUGCCCACUGUGUACCUGCAGGGCCCAGGCCGGGCCGUCCCGGUGCUGGGCACUGUGCCCAGGGACCGCUGUCCUUCGCUGACUGCCAGCAAGGAUUCCCACGCCCAAGGACGGGCAGCAGCCGGCAGCCGAGGCCUGUGUCUAGGACGCCGGGUUUGCAGGCUGGUGUGUACGCCGUGUCUCUGCUCAAGGCCGGGCUGGGGACUCCUCUGCAGGACACGAGGACCGGCUCUGUCCCUAGCCCAUGGCUCUGCAGGGACCGCGGUGACUUUCCUGCUUCACACAGAAACCUGGGUUUGCUGGAACUGGAGCUGGCUAUGCCGCAAGGAAGCUCCUGGUGCUGGGGACCCUGCUGAGCAGAUCGAGGGACGGCUGUACUCAGACUGCUGGAAAUUGUCAAUAUUUGAUAAAACGAUACACUUUUCUA
Messenger RNA from Chinchilla lanigera (long-tailed chinchilla), 2672 nucleotides. RefSeq names its product tumor protein p73 (gene Tp73). The record is from RefSeq and is a predicted model, not a curated record. Bases 119 to 2068 code for a protein of 649 amino acids. Lineage: Eukaryota; Metazoa; Chordata; Mammalia; Rodentia; Chinchillidae. Gene Ontology annotation, cellular component: nucleus. The transcript is spliced from 14 exons. Gene Ontology annotation, molecular function: DNA-binding transcription factor activity, RNA polymerase II-specific; RNA polymerase II cis-regulatory region sequence-specific DNA binding; protein binding. Gene Ontology annotation, biological process: apoptotic process; regulation of transcription by RNA polymerase II; protein tetramerization.